AUAGGCACGUCACUAACUGUAGCUUAGUUGUCAAUCUAUUAGGUAAUAUAGUCCUGUGACCAACUAUUGUUGCCCUGUGGCAUGUGCGAGCAACAGUUAUGAAGGUGCCUGCAUAUUACCGAUUUGGUAAGGUUGCAACAGUGCGUUUCAGUCUACUCUUGUCUACAAGAGCUUACUGACGUAUACUGACGGCACUUAGCUGAGGGUUGAGCUGUCAUGCCGCUAUGGGCUGUCUUUCUGGAGUCUCAAUCCUUGGCAGGCCUUAGAGAAAAUUGCAAACACCUAUAGCUUUGUGCAUUCCUUGAAGGUGUUUGGUUUCUACAACAGCUGUUUAGUGCUUGUGCCUGCGUCAUGGUGGCAGUCCCCGGAAAUUUUACCACUAGGGAAAUGUGUUGGAGCUUCCCCCCGGAGCGCGACAAAGCGCAGACCAAGGAAGCUGCAGCACCACCGGAGCGUCAAUAGUGGCACUUUGCACUACCCUCUCCUGGCGCCGUCCAUGGUGUGGCGCAUAUAGACACGGCGCGGCGCUGCCGAGCAAGCCCGGUCCAGGCCAGGAUCGCUCAGGAGAGAGUGGCCCCUAGUGGGGCCGGAGUGAAGGGCGGGAAGCUAGUUGGGCGAAGCUAGGAGCAUGAGGAGGGCUCGCCGUAGCGCGGACAGCAGCGGUUCACGGACGCUUGCGAGUAGUGGCUUAACAUUGACCAGGAAUGCACAGCGGCGAUGCAGUCGCCUGCAACAAGCACAUCCCCGCAUCCAAAGCGCUUGCAAGCGUUGAUCCUCAUCGCCUGCCUGGUGCUGGUUUCGGGAACAACGCCUACGGCUGCGGAUGGGGGCAGCAGCCACUCCCACUCCUGGCAUCGCUCUCACACACGCAAGCCGCCUUCUAAAGGAUACACCAUGGUUAGGCAUACACGGCCAAUGGAGGGCCACAAAGCUCCUGACAGCAGCAGUGUUGGAGAAUCGGCGCUGCCACCCUCACCCCGGCCGCCCUCACCUCUGCCGCCCUUGCCCCAUCCGCCAUCCCCGCUGCCGCCAUCACCCCGGCCGCCCUCGCUCAAGUCGCCCUCACCUCUUCCGCCAUCGCCCAAGCCACCUUCACCCCUGCCGCCUUCUCCACAGCCGCCCUCACCAAAGCCACCGUCACCCCGGCCGCCCUCACCUCUGCCGCCCUCGCCAAAGCCCUCUCCUCAUCGGCGGCCGCCAUCCCCGCUGCUGCCUUCGCCAAGACCACCCUCUAGUCCCUCUCCCCUACCACCCUCAUCCCUGCCGCCUUCUCCACCGCUACCCUUGCCCAAGCCGCCAUCCCCCAAGCCUCCAACGCCCAAGCUGCACGCACCCCUACCGCCCUCGCCCAUGCCCGCUUUCCGUGAAGCAGCCACCCCAGCAGCAGCCAGCUCACCACCACCCAGCCCCGCACUCUCCUCAGCGGCUCCUCCUCCUUCUCCCUCUCCUCCUGCUGCUGCUGCUUCCACGGGGACCUAUGGCUUCCGUACUCUCCCCUUCACCUCGCCCGUCACCGCCGCGCUGCUGGUGGUGGUGCCGCUGACGGACACCUACCUGGGCGCGCAGAUCAACAGGGGGCCCAGCGUCAAGAACACAACCGUGCUGCUGGACCUGGUUGCGAACAAGGCCACUUCCAUGCCCUCCCUCGUCAACUCCUUCUGCGGUGCGCCCGUCCUCAUGCCGGAUGGCGACAUCCUGCUGGUGGGAGGGCACUACGGCGAAAAGAAGAACAAAUUACUGGACGGCAGGAACCAGCUGCAGGUGUUCAACAGGACCACGAUGAAGUUCUCGGUGCUGCCGCCCAUGAAGUGGAACCGCUGGUACCCUACCGUGGCGUCCUUGCCGGAUGGGAAGGUGGCUAUUGUAGGUGGUACGACAAAGCCGAAUGCCGGCAAGGUGCCAUCCUUCAGCGAGAUCUUCGACCCGAGGAAUCCCAACGGGACAGAGAUGCUCAGUAACCCUCAGAACUUUGUGGAUUAUGCCGGCAUGCAGUGGUAUCCCUUCAUCCACACGCUACCUCGAGGUCAUCUGCUUUGGUGGGGUGAUCGUGGCGGAAGCAUCACUCUGGGAGAGAAGAAGCUGGUAGACCUGCCAACUCUUCCAGAAAACGUCACGCACCACACCAUGUACCCCGCAACUGCCACCAUCCUGCUGCUGGCUUACGGCCCCGAGGACGCCUACACAUCCAAGAUGGUCAUCUUCGGAGGAGGGCCGGUGUACGACACCCGCAGCCCCAACAUCAGCACGCUGGCCUCCUCCGCCGCCCUGCGACUGGACCUGCGCGAGUGUAACACCAGCGCCAGUGGAUACUGCACCCCAGGGUGGGUCGAGGAGGACAUGUUGGGCAUUCCACGCAUCAUGGCAGAUGCCGUACUGCUGCCCAACGGAAAGGUCGUCAUCGUUAAUGGUGCACAUAAUGGCCGGGCCGGUUGGGUGACUGGGAGCUACGACAGCGGCUCCGGAGCCUCUCGCCCCGCCAACCAAGCCCUCAUAUACGACCCGGCUAAACCGCUCGGCAAACGUUUCAGCCGGCUGGCGUUCAACCCCAUCCCCCGCAUGUACCACUCCACCGCCUGCCUGCACCGUACGGGAGAGAUCCUGAUUGCUGGGUGCGAUGCGUGCGGCAACAUAACCGGCCUGACCAAAAUGAUGUCACCCAACCCUGACCCGGGCUACCAAGAGGCGCGGCUGCAGCUGCUCGCCCCCAAGUACAUCGCAGUUGGUGUUGUACGGCCAGUGAUCAAGCAGAAGCCCGCUCGUAUCCGUUUGGGAAUGCCCUUCACCGUUGACUACACCUACCCUGCGGGCGACAUCACGGGCGCGGCGCUCGUGUCGCCAUGCGCCCGCACGCACUCCAUCGGCAUGAACAACCGAGUCAUCAAGCUGCAGAUCUCAAGCGGCGCUGCUGGCGGCCGUGUGGCGCUGCUGGCUCCCCCCGCCAGCCUGCCCGGCCUGGCCCCCCCGGGCUACUACCUGCUGUUCCUGCUGGGCCAGAAGGACACCUACAGCGAGGGGGCGUGGGUGAAGCUGGAGGCAUAAUGGCACAGCGGUUGGCCCGCGCUCCUUGCUUCGAGUCCCUCAGUGCGGAUUAGUACAUCCACCACUGGCAUUGCCUGUUGGGUUUGCACACAGUCCAUGGCCAUUUAGUAGUUUCGUCUUUAUUUUGGCCGGUUCAGGCCGGCUUGCCUCUUUUGCCCGCUGGCUACAAUUGUGUUAAUAGUAGUUACAUAUCAAUUUACAGUGUAAAAUUUGAUGCAUGCUGGUGUCGAUGGUACGAGGUAGCCUUAACUUUGCAUCAUCAAUGCAUGCUUACUAUGCGUCGGGCAAUCGUGGGAGUAGGGUAAUAUUGAGUCUGUGCUCUACAUUUUGGGUUUGAUCCCGGUGAGAGUCGGACACAGAGUGAAGCUGUUCGAAGGUAGCCCCGGAGAUUCAGUACUUGGAAUUUUAUUUUUAGCAAAUAACAGGCAGGUUGAGCUAUGUGCAUGCACAUAUGUUUAUGGCAUUCUGUUAUUACAUGUCCAAGAGGUUCGCCAAAAAAUGUAACGUACCGGUAG
Molecule: messenger RNA, 3554 nt
Organism: Astrephomene gubernaculifera
Lineage: Eukaryota; Viridiplantae; Chlorophyta; Chlorophyceae; Chlamydomonadales; Astrephomenaceae
Source: the annotation of a GenBank genome assembly